GAAAUAAGCCCAACUUUAAGUAGCAUAUGAGUACCACAGUAUACGGAGUGACACCUCCAAUAUCUGUUGCCAACCCAAGUCCCAAGGAGAAUGAAUUGAACGACCUUUUGAUUAAGGAAUUGAAACAGAAGGGCUCAUUUGAGAGUGAGGCAGCUACCAGGAAGAGGGUUGAAGUGUUAACUCUUUUUCAAAAGCUUGCCGAAGAAUUUGUUUAUAGAGUAUCUCUUAAAAAGAAUAUGUCAGAAGGAAUGGCUAGAGAUUCAGGGGGUAAAAUUUUUACUUUUGGUUCUUAUAGAUUAGGUGUUUACGGACCAGGAUCUGAUAUUGAUACCUUGGUCGUCGUCCCAAAACAUGUAACAAGAAAUGACUUCUUCGAAGUGUUUGUUGAGUUGUUAAAGGGUAGACCAGAAUUAGAAGAGAUGGCACCUGUUCCGGAUGCCUUUGUUCCUAUUAUUAAAAUUGAGUUUAAUGGAAUAUCUAUAGAUUUAAUAUUUGCAAGGCUAGAUAUAACGAAGGUUCCCAAAGAUUUGUCAUUAGACGACAAGAAUUUAUUAAGAAAUAUAGAUGAGAAGGAUUUAAGGGCUUUAAAUGGUACUAGAGUCACUGAUGAAAUUUUGACAUUGGUUCCCAAACCCACGGUUUUCAAACAUGCCUUGAGGUGUAUAAAAAUGUGGGCACAACAGAGAGCCAUAUAUGCGAACGUUUACGGUUUCCCUGGUGGUGUUGCAUGGGCAAUGUUAGUGGCCCGUAUAUGCCAAUUGUAUCCGAAUGCUGUCAGUGCUGUUAUAGUUGAGAAAUUCUUCCAAAUAUAUGCACAAUGGAGUUGGCCUCAGCCGGUGUUACUAAAGCAGAUAGAAGAUGGACCCUUACAAGUAAGAGUAUGGAAUCCAAGGUUGUAUGCUCUUGAUAGGCUGCAUAGGAUGCCUGUUAUUACACCAGCCUAUCCAUCAAUGUGUGCUACUCACAAUAUUACGGCUUCUACCCAGAAGAUUAUCUUGGAAGAAUUUGGAAGAGGAAUAGAUAUAAUGAAUGGGAUAAAUUUGGGGCAGAAGAAGUGGUCCGAUUUGUUUGAAAGACAUGACUUCUUCUACAAAUAUAAAUUUUAUUUGUGUAUAGUUGCAGCUACUAACGGCUCGAGUGAAGAGCACUUGAAAUAUAGCGGUAUGGUGGAGAGUAAGUUAAGAUUAUUGGUGCAAAAAUUGGAAGUUGUUGAAGGAGUCGAGUUGGCUCAUCCUUAUAUAAAAGCUUUUGAUGAUCAAUACUUUUGUGAUAGCGAAGCUCAACGGCAGGAGGUAUUAGAGUCUUAUGGAACUCAUCGAGGAGAUGCAGUAACUAAAGAUAUACUCAAAGUCAAGGAUGCCUCCGCACAGACCGAGUCUUUCGAAGUCCAUUUGACCAAAUUAUUUAUUGGAUUAAAAUUGGAUUUACUGAAGAGUGGUGAGAGGAAGUUAGAUAUCCAGUACCCCUGCUCAGAAUUUUUCAACAUUUGCAAAAGUUGGGCAGAUUUUGACUCUAAAUUGCAUCAGAUACAAAUUAAGAAUGUUAAAUUGCAUGACCUUCCAGAUGACGUAUAUAUAGAGGGUGAAGCAAGGCCGGUGAAAACUUCAAAAAGAAAAAGAUCUGAAUCAAAAAAUGAAAAUAAAAAGAGACCGAAGAGUGUUGGCCCGGUUGCUGCUGUUGUAAGUGGUUAGUGAAGUUAGAUCAACUAAGAAAAUUUUGUGCAUUAUUUAAUUUAAGUAAACUGUAUAUCAAACUUCACAUAUAGAUAACUUAUUUAUGAUUUCAUGUCUAUUAAAUAAACUAUUUCUAUGGUUUUAGGUAAAAUAAAAGAUUUCGCAAAUUUUCGUCGCAAAAUGGGACAAA
Messenger RNA from Scheffersomyces amazonensis, 1863 nucleotides. RefSeq names its product polynucleotide adenylyltransferase (gene PAP1). The record is from RefSeq and is a predicted model, not a curated record. Bases 27 to 1691 code for a protein of 554 amino acids. Gene Ontology annotation, cellular component: nucleus. Lineage: Eukaryota; Fungi; Ascomycota; Pichiomycetes; Serinales; Debaryomycetaceae. Gene Ontology annotation, molecular function: poly(A) RNA polymerase activity; RNA binding. The transcript has a single exon.